GACAUCAAGGUGUUCUAGAAGGAGCCGCUCUUGUCCUCUGGUCAGAUGUUCUCCUGCAUCUCGCUGCUGACGACAUCCUCUUCCUCCUCCUCCUCACCCUCCCCAGUUGAUGAGAAUCUUUAGCAUCCUGCUUUGCGGCGGUAAAGCACACUUUGGACCGAUCUGGACUUUCCACCAUGACAGCCAGCAAGGAGCAGCCGAAGCAGAGAGCCAAUAAUCCCCCGCAGCAGGACGAGGAUCUUGGUGGGGUGAGUCCGCCUCAGAGGAACUGGAAAGGCAUUGCCAUCGCCCUGCUGGUCAUCCUGGUGGUCUGCUCCCUCAUCACUAUGUCGGUUAUUCUCCUUACACCAGCUGACAGCCAAGCUGGAAGUGACACCAAGCUGACAGUGGAGGAUCUCUUUAAGCCGGAGUUCCAGGUCCACGACCCAGAGGCUAAUUGGAUCAAUGAUUCUGAAGUUAUUUACAGAAACAGCGAUGGUCAUGUUGUCAAGUUCAACAUCCUCACUAACGAAACAGAGAUUGUCCUGUCAAACGCAACAUUUGUGAAUUUCAACAUGGCCAAAUACUCUGUGUCCCCUGACCUGAAGUAUGUGCUCUUUGCUUAUGAUGUCAAACAGGUUUACCGACAUUCCUACAAGGCUUCGUACAGCAUCUAUAAUAUUCACACAAGGGAGGUUUGGGAACUGGAUCCUCCAGAGGUGCUGAAUUCAGUCCUCCAAUACGCUGCCUGGGGAGUGCAAGGCCAACAAUUGAUUUACAUUUUUGAAAAUAACAUUUACUACCAGUCAGACGUGAAGAGCAAUUCCCUUAGGCUGACGUCCUCAGGGAAGGAAGGAAUCAUCUUUAAUGGGAUUGCUGACUGGCUCUAUGAAGAGGAGAUCCUUCAAACUCAUGUGGCACACUGGUGGUCACCUGAUGGAGAGCGGUUGGCCUUCCUGGUCCUUAAUGACAGUUUGGUGCCCAACAUGGUGUUGCCUUGCUUCACAGGCAUGACAUACCCCAAAGGAAAGCAGUACCCAUACCCCAAGGCCGGCCAACCUAAUCCUGUGGUGAAGCUUUUUGUUGUCAAUCUUUAUGGGCCGACUCACACCCUGGAACUUACUCCUCCAGACAGCCUCAAACUGCGGGAACAUUAUGUGACCAUGGUGAAAUGGAUCAGUAAGAUCCAUAUGGCUGUCAGGUGGUUGAACCGCGCUCAGAACAUUUCCAUCCUGACUGUGUGUGACACCACCACAGGAGCCUGCGUCAUGAAACAUGAAGAAACUUCAGAAGUGUGGCUUUCCAAACAGAACCAAGAACCAGUGUUCUCCAAAGACGGAAAACGAUUUUUCUUGACUGUUCCAGUUAAACAAGGCGGGCGUGGAGAGUUUCUUCACAUUGCUAUGUUCACCACACAGUUCCGAGCAGAUCAAAAUGAAGUACGACAUUUAACAUCAGGAAACUGGGAAGUGACAAAGAUCCUUGGCUAUGACGGAAAAAACGACAAUCUUUAUUUUCUCAGUACGGAAGGUUCACCACAAAGGCGACAACUCUACAGUGUUAAAACUGUAGGAUUGUUCCCACGAUGGUGUUUAACAUGUGAGCUCAAUAAAGCCCACUGUAUGUAUUUCGACGCUACCCUGAGCCCCACGUACCAGCACAUCAUCCUGCACUGUAAAGGUCCUGGAGCACCUGCAGUCAUCUUGCACAGCCUAAACACUUCAAAUUACUAUGUUCUAGAGAACAACUUUUUACUGAGGGCAGCUUUGAACUACAAAAGGAUCCAACUGACAGACUUCAGAACAGUCCCAAUUCAACAUUUUGAUUUACCUUUGAAAAUCUCGUAUCCACCUGACUUCUCUGAAUCACGUCACUAUGGACUCCUCUUGAUCAUCGAUGGCACCCCUGGUGGUCAAGCUGUGAGUGACCGCUUCAGUCUGGGCUGGGAUUCCGUGCUGGUAAGCUCAGACAACGUCAUCGUGGCUCGCCUGGAUGGGCGGGGAAGCGGCUUCCAAGGCCAGAGGGUUCUUCAUGAGGUCCACCAGAGACUUGGAACUGUGGAUGUUCAGGACCAGAUCGCUGCAGUGGAAUACAUGAUGAAGUUUCCAUACAUUGAUAAAACACGCGUAGCAGUUUUUGGAAAGGGUUAUGGAGCCUACAUUGUAUUAAUGAUGCUCAAGUCGACAGAUAGUUUAUUCAAAUGUGCAUGUGCAAUGUCACCUGUCACAGACUGGAAACUGUAUGCAUCCGCCUUCUCUGAGCGAUAUCUUGGCAUGCCUCCACUGGACGACAGCAGAUACCAGUUCUCCAGUGUGCUGCAAAAUGUUCAUGCGCUACGAGAGCAGACGUUGCUGCUGGUGCACGGCACAGCAGAUGCUAACAUCCACUUCCAACACACAGCUGAGCUUGUGAAGAAUCUGGUGAAAGUUGGAGCAAACUAUUCAAUGCAGCUCUACCCAGACGAAGGUCAUUUCCUGUCGGAUCAGAGCCAGCAGCACAUGUAUGCCGCACUCAACCACUUCUACAGGGACUGCCUGAAGGAGUCGCUCCUGCCACCGACUGAUGACGAAGAGGAAGAGGAAGUGUAAGAUCAGGCUUUAAGUAGAUCUGUUUUGGACCAAGACAUGGUGGAAAGGACACAUGUUUGUUAAAAAAGACAACUUCUGGACAUCGGAGAUGAAGGUGACACUUUUUACUGAGGCAGGAAAUAACCUUUACAGCAAAGCACACUGGAUACCGUUGCCAUCGUUUGCGGGAUGACUGAUCGUCCACAUCAUCCAAGUGCAUGCUGGGAAUCCACCGAUAACACUUGUCUCUCUUGUGGAAGACACUUUGCUCACAUCUUCUGAAGAGUAUAUGAAAUAUGUGUACAUUCUCAUUCAUACGUCAUCAUUCAAAUCCUGACUGGACGCACCUCAACUCUAGUUUGUUGAAGACCUUUGACCUUUCAUCCAAAACAUUUAUUCACUUCUAAAUUUGAAGUGGGGAUUUCCCCUGUGUGUUCUUGGGGUGGUCGCAUUAGGGUUGUUAUUGUCGUUGUGUUCUGCAGCGGAUGGGGAACAACUGUUCUGCAUAACAAUUAAUCUCUAUUCUGCCUGGUGGCAAAACAACUCGUCAGUGGAAUGAGAGAAUCUUUGGGAAAGACAUGUCAGAUCUCUGUUAGAUGGCGAUGAUAGCUGAUGACAUAAACUUCAAGUGUGACAUCUUCAUCAAAGAUGCUUUUUUUAAAACCAGCAAUCAUUUUCCAUAACUUGGACAUCUUGGACUGUUUCUUUUUCUUCUUAUCAAUUGCUGACUGGCGCCAUUUGCUUAUGUAAGAGGCGUGUGUUCUCUUUCAUGUACAAGUGAUUGCAGUACUAUACUACACUGUACUGCAUUAACAAUAUUAAUACACUUCACCAAUGAUUCACAAACAGUAGUGGUACGAUGACUCCAUCAAGUGGUACACCAAAGAAUCACUUGAUUUCCAAUAUUUAUAUACAGUGUUACUGUUCAAAAUGUGUGUAUAAUGUUACAGUGUCCAAAAAUAUGAACUAUACUUGUUAAAUUAAACCUCUGCUUUGUUUAUAAUGAA
Nerophis ophidion (straightnose pipefish) is the source of this 3553-nucleotide messenger RNA. RefSeq names its product inactive dipeptidyl peptidase 10-like. Gene Ontology annotation, biological process: proteolysis. Lineage: Eukaryota; Metazoa; Chordata; Actinopteri; Syngnathiformes; Syngnathidae. The transcript is spliced from 26 exons. Bases 177 to 2567 code for a protein of 796 amino acids. Gene Ontology annotation, molecular function: serine-type peptidase activity; dipeptidyl-peptidase activity. The record is from RefSeq and is a predicted model, not a curated record.